Amoebophrya sp. A120 is the source of this 2551-nucleotide messenger RNA. NCBI's taxonomy places the organism in Eukaryota, Dinophyceae, Syndiniales, Amoebophryaceae. The record is from the annotation of a GenBank genome assembly.
AGAAUGUGAAUGCAUUUUUCCAGAUGAUCAUAUCCGUUUUUGUUGUUGCUUGAACAAUUUCCAUUUUUUAGCAUCUUUCUUCUUAGUAUGGUUUUCGAUAUCGUAUAUUACAGCUGGCACUGAUCACCUCCUAUUGCACUUUACUUUUUCAUACACAAGAGCUUCUAUCUUACAAAAAAUAUUACAAAUAUAGCCUACCCAAUUACUUCCGCAUUGCGAAGAUCGUUAAUAAUCAGAACCGUUUUGGAUUAUAAAUUUUAAAUCUUAUCCUAACACUUGCAACUUCAGAUGUUUACCGGGAUUACAAGUAGCACAAGAGCACGCUUCCGAUUAUUAUGUAGAACCAUAAGCAUCACUCAUAUAGAACGAACCUCUCUGGAAGGGGCACUGCGCACGGGGUGAAACAACCGCAAGAAGCGCGGCGCGACCUAUGGUCGACUACAACAGUACUCGCGAUGCGAAGACGGCUUCUCCUAUUGUCGGGUAGCGCAGCACGACCUAUUGUCGGGUAGUCUAUGCAGCAGGAAUCUGGACCGGGCGGCGGAAGGUAAGUGUUUACGGUGCUGCUGUAGGAUCUGUAUGGGUUGUUUUGCGAUGCGAAGUUCGUGUCACUCAGUGACACUGACACCACAGGAUUCUUUCGUGGAUUCGCGGCAAAGAUCUUCAUCAUGCAGGUAUCGGUAUGUAAAGUCGGACCCUCCUCCUUGUGGGGGCGGGGUCUUUUGUGAUGAAUAAAGUAAGUAAGUGAAAUACUACAGGGAAAAGUUCAAGAAUAAGAAUUUUUGCAAAAAUAGCUAGGCGGGUUCGACGAGGGCGCAGAAGCAGAUGACGAAAUGGAUUCCGCGCUGGAGGUCGGCGAGGUACAUCUCCAGCGGGAAAACCGGGGAGGGUGGCUCGUGAGGGUGGCCCAGAAGCAUCGCGCGCGCCCACUUUCGGAUCGGUCUGGAGGAGACACUCCGUACAAAAAAGUGGCAGUCUCAAUACUCGCGCGCCUUUUUGCUUAUAGAUCGUGAUUAGCAUGAAAAUAGGCAAUUACCAAUCGGCGUUGAGUUUUCAAGAAUGGACAGGGUGGGGGGUUCCGAAAAGGGUCCGGAAGCGGCAAACUGGCGCCCCCCCUCUGAGCCCCCAAAUCGGCACCAUAGCAUGGGUGUUGAGUUUUCAAGAAUAGAAAGAUCGACCCCCCUGAAGACCCCCCCGCGAAAGCCCCCGCGGAGGCCCCCCCUUGAGAUUUUUUGGCCCUCCGAAAGGGCCACAGAAUUGGGCUCCGGCUCCCUUUGGGUUCCCCGGCCAACAAAAGCAUCGGGCGAGGCCGGGGCCGGGGCGGUGGCCGGGCCAUAGAAGCGCCGGGCCGCAGCCUGGGGGUGGGGCCGCAGCCGGCCUUUUGUAUUUUCUCCUUUUUCUUCUGUGUGUGGCAUUUGUCUUGUACUUACUACAAAAAGACUACAACACCGCGACCCAGCACCUACCGUCGCUGGGCCCCCUAAGCAAUUUUUGCUCGGAUUCUUAUUCUUGAACUUUUCCCCUUAGUAUGAAAGAAUCACUCAAUACCACUUUACACACAGGUCGCUGCUUCUGUACCAGACAUCUCUGGUCUUGCUUUUGUACCAGAGCCAGCGCAAUGAACACAAGAUGAAGACAGUCAAAGUAGACGCUGCAGUACUUCCACAUGCGAAAUACCAUCUUCUGCGAAGUUGACACCGAACGGAAGGUAUUUUUGUACUGUUGUGACGAGCUACUUAAACUUAUACAGAUAUGUAAUCUAAAGCUUAGAGUCGAACAGAUUUCAAUAAUCAUACAGAUUCCACUGAACAACAGCAGAGCCACACUGGGUUCUACGUCGACGUGUGGGUGUUUCGUGCUGCAUUCGAGUGAUGAAACCACGAAGCAUCACUUUAUACAGGUACUCUCGCCGUCGUCGUGCGUCUGAUCUAGAUCUAGAACCUGUGCAACCGACAGAGGGAGGUAGGCGCACCAGUAGAAGCAGUACAAAAGGCGAAGUUAUAAGUACCCUCUGCGAAGUUGGCAACGAAAGCGAAUACUAGAAGGUACUUUUGUACUUUUGUAGGCUAGAAGUAGAAGGAGUAGACUUCUACUUUGUCAUGCAACAAAUCAAUCUUUCGGCCCCGUGGUCUGUCUGUGAAGAUGUACUUGUUCGAAGCGGCACUCUCGCGCAACCCACUUCUCGCGGCGUGUGAUGUGCGAGACAAAUCGAAAUCGCUAAAACAACAUCAUCGCAGGUAUUGUUCUCUCGUCGCGCUUGUUUCCAGUCACCAGCACAAGCGCAAUCGACAAAAGACGCAAGACAGCCGAAGAAGAAGCUCGCAUGACCACCUAUGAAGCUGUUGUUUUCCCGGCGUAGAAGUUCCACCUACUUUCACGGCAUAGCCUGCCCCAGUAGGUUCGGCGAAAGCUAACGUAGCAAACCUGCUGGACUUAUUUCAUUAUUUACACAUGGGACAAGAAAUAAUAGUAAACAUUUGAUACAUGCGACAAAUUUAUUUCUUUACCAUAUUUUGGGUUCAAGAAACCACGGGAAAAGGCAGAGCAUAUC